Messenger RNA from Eremomyces bilateralis CBS 781.70, 450 nucleotides. RefSeq lists its product as uncharacterized. The transcript has 2 exons. The record is from RefSeq and is a predicted model, not a curated record. Gene Ontology annotation, molecular function: pre-mRNA 5'-splice site binding; zinc ion binding. Lineage: Eukaryota; Fungi; Ascomycota; Dothideomycetes; Eremomycetales; Eremomycetaceae. The annotation marks the transcript as partial. Gene Ontology annotation, biological process: mRNA 5'-splice site recognition; mRNA splicing, via spliceosome; spliceosomal snRNP assembly. Gene Ontology annotation, cellular component: nucleus; U1 snRNP.
GACUACUGCGAUGUCUACCUCACCCACGACUCCAUGAGCGUCCGCAAAGCCCAUAACAGCGGUCGCAACCACCUCCGCAACGUCGUCGACUACUACAACCAAAUCGGCCAGGAGCAAGCCCAAACCGUCAUCGACUCCAUCACAAACUCCUACGCCGCAGAAGGCCAACAGGCCUCGAAUCCCCUCCUCCAAGCCCCCGGCGGCCUCGCCGGUGUCGGUCCCAGCGCAGGAGGUUUCCCACCACCCUUCUCCUUCCCCGGUAUGCUCCCCCCCUCUCUCUAUGUUUCCUAUCUAACGUCACCCAGGUCACCCAGGUAUGCCACCCCCUCCCUUCGGAAUGCCCCCCGGUCCCGGCGGCUCGCACCCGAACCUCCCGCCGAACCUUCCCUUCCCACCCCCGAACAUGCCGCCGGGCGCACUACCCUUCCCGCCGCCGUUCCCGCCCAAUAG